Messenger RNA from Passer domesticus (house sparrow), 1953 nucleotides. RefSeq names its product glutaredoxin and cysteine rich domain containing 2 (gene GRXCR2). The coding region runs from base 1153 to 1953 and encodes 266 amino acids. The transcript is spliced from 4 exons. Gene Ontology annotation, biological process: sensory perception of sound. The record is from RefSeq and is a predicted model, not a curated record. Gene Ontology annotation, cellular component: stereocilium shaft; stereocilium base; microvillus. Lineage: Eukaryota; Metazoa; Chordata; Aves; Passeriformes; Passeridae.
GCCACAGCCCAAGGGACCCUCAGGGCGGCGUCUGUCGUGACAGAAACUGCUCGUGGUGGCUCUUUGGUGGUGGAAGGGCUGUGCAGUGGAGUUAUCAGCAGGCAGCUUCUAAGGUGUCAUCCUGGGACUUCAGGAACAAACUUUCAAAAGACACAAAGAAUUAACCUGUUGAGAGCUUUAAGCUUUAACAGUGCUGGGUUUGGGCUGAAAGAAGUUAAAUGAAGCCCUCUGCCUACAUCCUGCCAAGGCAGAGUCCCCCUUGAUGUGGAUCUGUACUAAAAUCUUGGAACUCAAAGAGAGAGAGAGAGAUUUUAACUUCUGUUGGGGACCUACAUGAUUCAAGUAGGUGUUGGGAGAGCAGUUACCUGUAGAUGUGUUUGGUACCACAUGUGCUCUUUGUUUUAGCCCUCGAAAGGUCAGAGGAGCUCGAGGUGCCCAGGCAGGGAGGGCACAGGAACCAAACCCUCUGUGACAGACCAGCCCAGUGAGGUCCCAGCUCUGCGUGACCUCUGGGGGAUCUCUGAGGAUGGGCUGUCCCGGGAGGUGUCUGGCUUGGAUGGCUGCCUGCAGAUGGAUGAUUGGCAGUGCUGGGGAAAAGAAGUUCCUCAGCUGGGGCUGCAUCAGUGACUGUCUCCUAAAAAUGAAAACCAAACCCAGAAUGGUCCAAAAGGCCCUAAAAGGCAUCAAGAAUUACAAAUAGGGAUUGAGCACUAACGAGAGAAUAUCUUAAUUAGAUCUCACAACCUGUAGAGGAACACAUUCGAUUAAAAUGAAACUGAGCUUUGUGCUCUGAGGGUUUCAGUGCGAGAAUGGGAGAGGAAUUAUUCACAUUUGCAAUUUGUGAGGCUGGAUUGCUUUUUCUCUGAAUUUGUCUUUUUAACUUUUUACCUUGUCAGAAAAUUAUGAAAAGCUACUGGGAUGAUGUAUUUGGGGUAGUUCUUCUCACAGCACGUGGCAGAGGCAUUUCCAUGGUUUCAGAAACAUGGGCAGAGUUUCCCAUUUAAUCCUCUCCUUCCAGGUUAACUCCUUUCCUGCUGCGGUGUCCAGCCUGGCCCCCACCCACCAACCUGCUCUUGACUUCACCACCAGCGAUAUUUUCUCUUGGUGAAUUUCUAUCAAUAUUUAAUACAGCGGUGUCAGUUUUGCUGUAAGAUGAGAGCAACUACUAGAAACCUUGAAUUAUACAUCAUGCGGCGGGGGAGGCUGGAAGUGUCUUCUUUUGGACCCAGAGCUCUCGGGGCUGAUCUCCAGGACCUGCAGCUUGCGGUCCCAGUGAUGGAUGAGCCCCAGAUGAAACCCGGCCACCGGCACGAGGGCCGGCCCCGCAAGGUGAGGUUCAAGAUCUGCUCGGCCUACAGCGGCCGCGUGCUGAAGCAGGUCUACGAGGACGGGCAGGAGCUGGAGCCCCCGGCCAAGGAGCACUCGCGGCGCUUCCUGCGCCACAGCUUCGAGCCAGAGGAGCCCCUCUGCGCGCCCGGAGAGCUGCCCCGGGGCAGCUGCUGCUGGCCCACGGGGGAGGGACCAGGUCAGCCAAACACUGGCAACUUCCUUCUUCAGACUUCCCCAGUUGUAGAUUUUGGCAAGAUCAUCAUCUACACCAAUAACCUGAAAAUCGUGCGUGCACCGAUGGACCAGAAAGAGCUCAUGAGAAGAAUCAUCCAGACUGAGGGAAUAAAUGACUGGACGUUCGUGUACCGGGAGAAGAAAGAACGACUUAGUGGUGGAUAUAAAAGAGAUGUGGAGAAUAAGGUCGCUUGCAACCAGCAUCUUCAGGAGGGCGAUGCUGAGCACGGCUGCUCCCAGUGCAAGGGCUCGGGCUGCGCUCCCUGCUCGCUGUGCCACGGCAGCAAGUUCUCGAUGCUGGCGAACCGAUUCCGGGAGUCCUACCGGGCGCUGCGCUGUCCGGCGUGCGACGAGAGCGGGCUGCAGCCGUGCCGGGUGUGCGCGGCCUGA